AUGGCGUCAUCCGCCCCCUAUGCCCCUCAGGACGCCAAGGAGGUCGCCCGUGUGUUGGAUGCCCUAGAGUCGGCCCGCAAGGAGAAGCGUCGCGGCGGCUUCUCGGUCAAGAAGACGACCUUUGACGUCAAGUCGUCUCGGGAUGGCAUCCAGGUCGACUCGUGGAGACUCCAGGACUGGGACUACAAGCGGCCUGGCUUGCCAACCUACGCCCGCGGCCUCUUCACCACCAAGACACGCAACGGGACGCCCGAAAUCGUUGUCAGGGGCUAUGACAAGUUCUUCAACGUGGGCGAGGUCAACGAUACCAAGUGGGACAACGUCAUUGCCAAGACGCAGCCGCCCUACGAGCUGACCCUCAAAGAGAACGGUUGCAUCAUCUUCAUCUCCGGGCUCGAGGACGAGACUCUGCUCGUGUGCAGCAAGCACUCGACUGGCGACCGCGCCGAUGCCGACGUCAGCCAUGCCAGUGCAGGCGAGAUCCGCUUGGAGAAACAGCUGGCCGCUAUCGGCAAGACCAAGGCCGACUUCGCCCGCGAACUACGCCGGCGCAACGCAACCGCCGUUGCCGAGCUCUGCGAUGACUCCUUUGAGGAGCAUAUCUUGGCCUACGGCCCAGAAAAGGCUGGCUUGUACCUCCACGGUGUCAAUCUCAACCUGCCAAGCUUCAGCACCUACCCGAGCGUCGCCGUGCAAGAGUUUGCCGGCCAGUGGGGCUUCCACAAGAUAGGACUCAUCACCAUGGAUGACUUGCUCCAAGUCAAGGCCUUCCUUGAAGAGGCGGCCCAGACCGGAGCUCAUGGUGGCCGGGACGUUGAAGGCUUCGUCAUUCGCUGCAGAAAGAGCCUCGAUCCGGCCACACACCCUUACCAAGAUUGGUUCUUCAAGUUCAAGUUUGAAGAACCGUAUCUCAUGUAUCGGCAGUGGCGUGAAUGCACCAAGGCCCUCAUCUCCGGCAAGCACCCGAAGUUCAAAAAGCACGCCAAGAUUACGGGAGAAUACCUCACGUACGCCCGCAAGCGUCUGGCUGCCGACAAAAACCUUGGCAGGUUAUACAACCAGAACCACGGCAUCAUUGCCCUGCGCGACGACUUUCUCAAGUUUAAAAACUUGAAUGGUUCCGACGCCGCCAACAUGGACGAGCUGGAGCCAGUCGCCAUGACGGAGGUCACUGGAAACGUCAUUCUGUGCCCCAUUGCGACCAUUGGAUGCGGGAAGACAACCCUUGCCCUGGCUCUGACCCAUCUCUUUGGAUGGGGGCACAUCCAGAACGACAACAUUUCUGGCAAGGGGCGCGCGCCUCGAUUCACCAGGGCUGUUCUGGACCAGCUCGAGCAGCAUCCUGCUGUGUUUGCAGACCGGAACAACGCGCAGCGACAUGAGAGGAAGCAACUCAUUCCCGACGUGAGACUCCAAAACGCCUCGGCAAAGCUCGUGUGUCUCAACUUUCAGCAUGACGAGGACUCCAUAGACGAGAUUCGACGCGUCACCCAGGAGAGGGUUGUCGCUCGUGGCGACAACCACCAAACGAUUCGCGCUGCCACGGACAGAGAAAGGUUUUUGGGCGUCAUGGAGGGCUUCAUUGGCAGGUUUGAGCCUUGCAAUCCCCACGUCCAGCCGGACAGCGACUUCGACGUUGUGAUAGACCUGGAUCCCACGGCCGGCAGCCGCGUCAAUCUCGAAACUGUAGUCACGCGGCUUCACCAGUAUUUUCCGAACCUGGUCAAGGAAGUGCCGUCUCCCGAACGGCUCGAUGCUGCCAUUGACGGAGCCAUUGCGUACCAGCCGACCUUCAGGCACGAGAUCCCCAUUCGAGCAAAUGGGCGCAAAAACGAGACCCAGCAGUCACAGGAACCACAGAAGAAGAAGAAGAAGCCCUUGGAGUAUAUGUCUGUAGAGGUUCCGAGCCAUUCCGUCAACGCAGCACUCGAGCAGGCCUUUCGUGGCACAGACUCGCAGACAUCCCGCUUCUACAAGCAGCUGCAGCAAACACGGAGAGUUCAGCACAAGUUUCACGUUACCCUCAUGCAUCGUGCAGCCUCGAAGGAGCAUCCCGAGCUUUGGCAGCGGUAUGCGCAACUCCACCAGGCCGUCGGCGGGACCGAAGAUUUGCUUGGCAGCUGUGAACUGAUGCUCGAACGGGUUGUGUUUGAUGAUCGCAUCAUGGCCAUUGUAGUCCGUCUUAUCGACCAGGAAGGAAAGUGGGAGUGUGUGAACCGGGUUGCUCAUGUGACUGUCGGGACACGGGACAACUCGGUGAAACCCAAAGAGAGCAAUGAUUUGCUGGCCAAGUGGCUGAUGGAGGGCGUUUCAGAGGGCGGGAUUGGCGAGGUGGUCUUCCGGAACAAUCCAACUGUCAAGGGGGAUGUCAGAGGUGUACUGGCAAGGUAA
Molecule: messenger RNA, 2391 nt
Organism: Hirsutella rhossiliensis
Lineage: Eukaryota; Fungi; Ascomycota; Sordariomycetes; Hypocreales; Ophiocordycipitaceae
Product: fungal tRNA ligase phosphodiesterase domain-containing protein
Exons: 2
Coding region: 1-2391 (796 amino acids)
Biological process (GO): tRNA splicing, via endonucleolytic cleavage and ligation
Cellular component (GO): nuclear inner membrane
Molecular function (GO): phosphoric diester hydrolase activity; ATP binding; RNA ligase (ATP) activity
Source: RefSeq, a predicted model, not a curated record